Messenger RNA from Apis cerana (Asiatic honeybee), 1861 nucleotides. RefSeq lists its product as uncharacterized. NCBI's taxonomy places the organism in Eukaryota, Metazoa, Arthropoda, Insecta, Hymenoptera, Apidae. The record is from RefSeq and is a predicted model, not a curated record.
AUCAAUCCGCAUAACCCGAUAACGACGCAAUUCUGCGCGUCAGCGGCUGACCGGUGUUUUCGAUACGUGAGCGAUUUCCACAUCGAACGUGCCACAGGAGCCGCGGGAAUGCGUUUAAAAAGCAGCUUCACAGCCGUGACCGGCACAGUUCGACCAACGAUCGAAUAUCCAAGAAUCAAUCCGGGAACAUGGAUCUGAAGAAGCUCAUCGCGUUCAUUAUUUUGGGGUUAGUGGCAGCCCACCUCGAAGCUGUCCCAACGCCAAAGAUCGAGGAGCAGAGGUUGGAGGAGGAGAUUCUGAAAGCGGACUAUUCUGCAAUCAACGAAAGAUCGAAGAAAUCGGUGCUUCUUCUCAACAACCAACUCCCCAUAACCAGCCAGACCUACAAUCUGCCUUUGCAGUCGGUCCAAACGCUCGGCCUGCAACCACCGUCCUCGCAAACCGUCGAAACACUGAUCCAGCCGAACGCUCAGCUUCUCAACGUCCAAUCGGUGCCGCAAACCGUGGAGACGGUCAGCAUCCAAUCCAGUCAACCAGCUCAGCUUCUCAACAUCCAAUCGGCUCCCCGUGCCGUAGAAACUAUCAGCGUCCAACCCAACGUUCAACCACUGGUCAACAUCCAAUCGGUGCCGCAAACCGUGGAAACGGUCAGCAUCCAAUCCAACAGUCAACCAGCUCAGCUUCUCAACAUCCAAUCGGGCCCUCGAACCGUCGAAACUGUCAGCGUCCAGCAACCUGUUCAAACUAUCAACGUUCAACCCAACGUUCAACCGCUCGUCAGUAUCCAAUCGUUGCCUCAAACUGUCGAAACUGUCAACGUGUUACCCAACGGUCAACAGCUCCUCAACGUCCAAUCGUUGCCGCAAACCGUGGAAACGGUCAGCAUCCAAUCCAACGGUCAACCGGCUCAACAGCUUCUCAACAUCCAAUCAAGCCCUCGAACCGUCGAAACUGUCAGCGUCCAGCAACCCGUUCAAACUAUCAGCGUCCAACCCAACGGCCAACAGCUCCUCAACAUCCAAUCGUUGCCGCAAACCGUGGAAACGGUCAGCAUCCAAUCCAACAGUCAACCGGCUCAACAGCUUCUCAACAUCCAAUCGGGGCCUCGAACCGUCGAAACUGUCAGCAUCCAAUCGGUGCCCCAAACUCUCAGCCUCCAGUCGAACGGUGUUCAGCAACUGGUCAACGUCCAAUCGGUGCCCCAGAUCGUGGAGACCCUCAACGUCCAGCAACCCCUGCAAACUUUGAAUCUGCAAGCGGGCGGGCAACCGGUGGUUCAAACUCUGUUCCCCCAAUCGAGCGCCACGGUGGUUGCUCAGCCACCAGCCCUGCCUGUUCCAGCCCAGAACAACGUCGUCUCGGUCAAGGAGGUCCAGGUCGAGUCCGUGGCGGUGCCAUCUGUGCCGUCCUCCGUCGUCGAGAUCGCGCAGGGAUUUGUCAACCCUCUCGCCGAGGAGGUGAUCGUCUCCCCGUCUUUGGGCGAGGUGUCCUUAGCGCCAGCCAGUGAACGGGUCGUCGUCUCGCCGUCCACCAGCUCUUUUUUUGCCACGAUCAACUCGGAGCCGGCCAAGCCCUACGCGAAUGUGCCGCAGGUGUAUUACAAUCCUCGACAACCUCUGACCGUUGUCCCAUCCUCGAGCAGAGUCGUCUCGCGAGUGCUUUAAUAACCGAUAGGAUACGUAAACUACUAGGUGGAGGGAUACAAAUUUUAAUCGAUACAAUUCGAGCGAUGAUAACAAUAUUAACCAUUAUAAAAUUGGGAAUGAAAGGUAUGCGACUGUACUUCGAUAUUUUGUUAUUGCAAUAAUUCAUUCUUUCGAUAUGUUAGAAAAAAAGAAUAAGAAUAAAAUUUAUUGGAACG